AUGUCCACCUCGUGCCUCCCGUACCCACCGCACGCCUCCCGUACCCACCGCACGCCUCCCGUGCCCACCGCACGCCUCCCGUGCCCACCGCACGCCUCCCGUGCCCACCGCACGCCUCCCGUGCCCACCGCACGCCUCCCGUGCCCACCGCACGCCUCCCGUGCCCACCGCACGCCUCCCGUGCCCACCGCACGCCUCCCGUGCCCACCGCACGCCUCCCGUGCCCACCGCACGCCUCCCGUGCCCACCGCACGCCUCCCGUGCCCACCGCACGCCUCCCGUGCCCACCGCACGCCUCCCGUGCCCACCGCACGCCUCCCGUGCCCACCGCACGCCUCCCGUGCCCACCGCACGCCUCCCGUGCCCACCGCACGCCUCCCGUGCCCACCGCACGCCUCCCGUGCCCACCGCACGCCUCCCGUGCCCACCGCACGCCUCCCGUGCCCACCGCACGCCUCCCGUGCCCACCGCACGCCUCCCGUGCCCACCGCACGCCUCCCGUGCCCACUGCACGCCUCCCGUGCCCACUGCACGCCUCCCGUGCCACCGCACGCCUCCCGUGCCCACCGCACGCCUCCCGUGCCCACCGCACGCCUCCCGUGCCCACCGCACGCCUCCCGUGCCCACCGCACGCCUCCCGUGCCCACCGCACGCCUCCCGUGCCCACCGCACGCCUCCCGUGCCCACCGCACGCCUCCCGUGCCCACCGCACGCCUCCCGUGCCCACCGCACGCCUCCCGUGCCCACCGCACGCCUCCCGUGCCCACCGCACGCCUCCCGUGCCCACCGCACGCCUCCCGUGCCCAUCGCACGCCUCCCGUGCCCACCUCACGCCUCCCGUGCCCACCUCGUGCCCCAUCA
Procambarus clarkii (red swamp crayfish) is the source of this 861-nucleotide messenger RNA. RefSeq names its product DBF4-type zinc finger-containing protein 2 homolog. NCBI's taxonomy places the organism in Eukaryota, Metazoa, Arthropoda, Malacostraca, Decapoda, Cambaridae. The record is from RefSeq and is a predicted model, not a curated record.